AGGAAAGGCUGAGGAUUUACAUAAGGCGAGAGAGGAAUGGCCGACUUCGCCUUAUUUUAAGCAUUGUCUUCCGUCCUUUUUUAAUAUUUCUUGAUUAUCUUCCCUUAAUCCCAGAAGAUUAAAAAAUCAAAUUAAGUGAUAUAUCUUAUCGAUUCCUUUUCGUUGUGAGUGCAUGUAUAAGUGAACAAAAGUUCGCUUAACGUUCAUCCUUUAACCGUCAGAGAAGAUAAUUACAUGUAUACAGGAAAAACAUUAAAUGUCACAGAUUCUCAGUAAUAUCUCAGAGACCAUCCCUUCCAUGACGUCAACACCUUCGCUUAGCUGUCUCCCUAUUUAAAUUCUCUACAUGCAACAUCCCAUUAAAUAAAAAUAAAAGAAAAACAAAAGCCACAAAAAAAUCAAUAUUUUCUGAGUUUUGUUAUUUAUUUAAAUUCAAGAAUAUGGAGAGAGCCUCUUCUUCCUCCUCCAAGUCAUCAUCAUCCAUGGCUUCUUGUUCUUCUGAUCAGUCUCUUUCCAUCAUUUCCGAUAAAACCUCGUCUUAUCUGACGUCAUCCAUGAUUUCCCGCACGUCAUCAUCAUCUUCCUCCGCCGUGGGAGACUACAUCGGGACAGAGAGCUGCUUCGACGUCCUCUCCGCCGACGAAGAAAACGACGUAUUCUCCUCCUCCGAGUCUAUGAACCGGUAUCGUUACGGAGGAAGGAGGAGAGAGGAGAGAGAAGCAAGAGCCGCGGCGGCGCGUGAGUUUCCCCCGCCGAUACCGUUGCUUGCUCAGACAGAGAAUCUUCUCCCGCACAUGCCGUGGGUUUUGAAGCGUGUGUUGACGAGCGACGGGAGGCUUAUCCUGAGGGAAGAGAAGGUUCGUCAUCACGAGUACUUCCGUGCGCAUAGAUCUAAUGGCCGUCUCACUCUCGACCUUGUUCCUCUAGACGAUGACGUUUUUGAACUUCCUCAAGAGCCCUCUCAUUACCAAUCUGAUGGUGAUAAUGAUUAUGAUCACGAUGAUGAUGAGAAUGAUCAGUGUGAUGAUCAUCAACACGAGGUGGGGGAAGAUUUGGAUGAUCUGGCGGAUAAUGUUGAUAAGAGUGUCAUUAUUACUGCCCCUGACGAUAAAGAUGGUGUUAUCCAUAAUUGUGAUCAUGAUAAGGGCAAUGUGCAUGGUGGUAGUGAAGAUGGAUAUAGGAAAGCUAUAUUAGCGGCGGUGGCGGAUGAGACGGUGGUGGAGAGCGGAGGAGGAGGAUCACCGAGAGGAAAGUGUUUGAAGUCUUGUUUUGUUGGUAUGAUAGUUCGAGAGAUCAGACCAGUUCUUAGUUGAUUGUUAUUCUUAAUUAGUACUCCCAACAAUUAGCUUAUUCGUUUCUUUCUGGAAAACAAAUAUUACCAUCGCUGAGAAUUAAACAA
This is a messenger RNA of Brassica napus (rape), 1399 nucleotides long. RefSeq lists its product as uncharacterized. Lineage: Eukaryota; Viridiplantae; Streptophyta; Magnoliopsida; Brassicales; Brassicaceae. The record is from RefSeq and is a predicted model, not a curated record. The transcript is spliced from 2 exons. Bases 441 to 1313 code for a protein of 290 amino acids.